AUGGAAAUGAAUAUUACUCUUCCUUCUUUUUCCUCUGACGAAUCAGAAGGCGAAACUGAAGUAAAGUCAAAAAUUAUUCAACAAAAACGCCCAAAAUCUAUUUUAAAUCGCUGCAAUGAAGCAAUUCUUAAGAGACAGAUCUCCAUUUUACAAGAAAAUCCUUUCACAGAAAGUUAUGCUACCAUCAUAGGAAGACAAGAAAACUUUACCUUAAUUAUUGAAAUUAUAGAGAUGGCAAGCUGCAGCUGUGUGCCGGUUGAUGCUAGUUGGUUAACCAAACGUUUCAAUGAAUUAACGACUGAAUCAGAUCAAUUGGAAGAUUUGGAUUUCUGCCGCAAAUAUAUACUAAAAUAUGCACAAGCUGCUGAAUAUGAAGCCCAACUUAAAUUAAAUAAUGACAAACUUAUCUCACGCCAACUUCUUAACAUUCGAUUGAAGGUUGAUGAAAAGGAUAACUCGAAUUCACUUAGAAAACGUGGUCUGCCACCACCUAGAAAAAGGGCACGGACUGUUGAAUCUUCUGAGAAUCGAGUUCAGUCUGAUGAUGAAUUUGAUCCAUAUUUGAAACGGACAGAAGAGAUUGAAGAUAUUUUUGCGAAGCAGCCUUCACCAGUUCCUGAACCGGCUCCAGAAGUUACUAUUAUUGACUCAAACGAUGAUGAUGAAUAUAAUGGAAUCAAACAAAAACCUAAUGAGCCAACUAGACGACAACAAAUCAUACAAAGAAUCUCGGGUGAUACUUACGAUACUGUGCCUCCAAACUACGUUUUUGAAACUCGAGGAAGGAUUAGACAAAGAAUCAAGCAACCCAAAAUUAAACAUCCAAAACCAACUGCCGUAAAGAGUCGAAUUCGUUUGGAACCCGUUCAAAAACCCAAAAAUAUUCGUGAAAAUACUUUUUCAUGUUUGGAAGAGACUUUAAGCUCUUCGGCUUCUGAGAUUGAGGACAGUGAACUUGAAGAUACUUCUCCAAGCAGUAGUAAUCAAUCUAGUAUUCAAAUAUGUUCCAGUUCAUCGAGUAGUAUUCAAUUUAUUAAAAUAAAAAAAAGUUCAUCGCUAAGAUCAACAUUGAGAUCAAAAAAUGGAAUUAGAUGCGAAAAGAGCGUUCAUUAUACUGAAGAUACAGUGUUUCCCAAUGUCUUCCAGGCUACAAGUCCAGCUUUUCUCAAGCAUAAAACUGUUACAUUAACUGGUCAAACAAAAAGAGUUUUUACAAAGACUCAUCGCAUUCUAUCAUCGAGAGAAAAUGCUCCAGUUAUCGCAAGUGGAUCCUCCACCCUUUACAAAAAAGUCCCAAGCUCUGAUUUUCCUAUAAAAAUUUCAAGGAGAGACAAUCCUCUAAUUAAAAAAGCACAAGAAAUUGCCGAUUUAAAAGAAACUAUUCGAAAAGAAUUUAUGGAGCUUUUAACGAAAUUCUUUAGUUUUAAAUAUCGUGUUUCUCGACUGUUUAUUGUUGAUUCUAUAAUGGAACCUCUAGAUGAAGAUGUUUUUAAGAAUAUGUCAAUUUUUUCUAUGGGUUAUCCACGUAUGCCAGAAUGGUUUAUAUAUGCAUUAGAUCGUUGGUGGACAGAUGGUAGCCAAAAACAUUUUUAUUUUAGUAAAGGUGAAUAGUUUAUUUUGUUAAAGUUGUUGUUUUCUCUCCAGUAUUACGUUCUCUUUUAAAAACUGAUUAGUCUGGGGAGUAGGGUUGCCAAAAUGGACCGACUCGAACCGGAAAGAUUGAGUCGGGCCUAAGGUAUUUGGCCCGAAAGUGACUCGUACCGGCCCGACUCGAUAAAAACAAGCUGGAAAAGUUGCCUCGACCGUCGGCCCGACUCGAAAACGUCAACUCCAUUGGGAAGGUUCGACACAAGAGUAAGAAGGGAACUGAGGUAGCUCAUGUUAAAUUGUGUGGGAGCGUUGCACGAAUAAUUCACUGAAAAAAAAGUCGGGGUAGAUUUCAGAUUGAAAAAAGUUCGGUUUUUG
Messenger RNA from Meloidogyne enterolobii, 1965 nucleotides. The record is from the annotation of a GenBank genome assembly. NCBI's taxonomy places the organism in Eukaryota, Metazoa, Nematoda, Chromadorea, Rhabditida, Meloidogynidae.